Auanema sp. JU1783 is the source of this 621-nucleotide messenger RNA. Lineage: Eukaryota; Metazoa; Nematoda; Chromadorea; Rhabditida; Rhabditidae. The record is from the annotation of a GenBank genome assembly.
AUGUAUCAAGGUGGUUCAGCUCAACACCCAGUGAUGCCACCACAACAGCAAAAUCUACCUCAACAGAAUCAACGAGAUGGCAGGCAUCAUGCUAGCCAUUCUCAUGCUUCCCGAGGACCUCCAUCUGCUGAAGAAAUAGAAGCGAUGAAUGCAACGAGGGUAACUUCAAGCCUACUUGAAUAUAUACAAAAAACCAAAUUCCCUUAUAUGAAAGAUGUUAGUAGUUAUGAGAAGUUACAAAAAGUAGGACAAGGAACAUUCGGAGAAGUUUUUAAAGCAAGAUGUAAAACAACUAAUAGGAUGGUCGCUUUAAAAAAGAUUUUAAUGGAAAAUGAAAAAGAAGGGUUUCCCAUCACCGCCCUUCGAGAAGUCAAAAUGCUUCAGCAGCUGAAACAUGAAAAUAUAACAGAGCUGAUAGAAGUAUGCAGUGGGAAGACCUCAUCACAACUCAAAGAUAGAUCAACGUUCUAUUUGGUUUUUGCUUUCGCCGAGCAUGACUUGGCAGGGUUGUUAAGCGACUCCAAGAUUCGAUUCAGCAUGGUGCACAUCAAGACGUUAAUGAAAGUCGUACCAAGCUCAUGGAGAUUCAUCUUAUCCUCACCCCUUUUCAGCAUUUGUUAA